GUAGGUUCGUAGAUUUUCCAAAUGGCGCAUGCACGGCUCAGCUGUAUGCAAUCGAACCAAUCGAGUCUCCUUCACGCUGAGGAAUAAUGUAUUUCCUUGUGUUUUUAUCAAAUUAACGGAGUGCUGGACACUGUUCUUGGUGAUAUUAGGAAUGGGAAAUGAAGAUUAGUGGAAUAUGUAUAUGAAACGGUGUGCGCUGGAAAACACUCUGUUUUUGUGAGAGUGUAGCAGUUCCUAGCCUGAGACAUGGAAGUUGUGCGGGAUGAGGAUAGGCGUAGACGCCUCAGAGCAUUAGAAGAUCAUAUUAAAGAUCCUCGCAGUGUAACAAAUAUUGAUUGUUUACUGGACACAGUCCAGGCACUGGCUGCAGACUGUGAAUAUCCUAGUGUAAAGCGUAUGAAGAAUAUUGAAGCAUAUAUGAACAGAUAUGAAACAGUGGCACAAACUGUUUGUAAAUUGCGUAUGCGAACAGAUGACUUUACAUUAAUUAAAGUUAUAGGUCGAGGAGCAUUCGGUGAGGUACAGUUAGUCAGGCACAAGUCAACACAAAAAGUGUAUGCCAUGAAAUUGCUUAGUAAAUUUGAAAUGAUAAAACGCUCGGAUUCUGCAUUUUUUUGGGAAGAACGUGAUAUAAUGGCUCAUGCUAAUUCUCAAUGGAUAGUGCAACUUCAUUUUGCCUUUCAAGAUAACAAAUACCUCUAUAUGGUAAUGGAUUAUAUGCCAGGUGGCGAUCUGGUAAAUUUAAUGUCGAAUUACGAUGUGCCUGAGAAGUGGGCAAAGUUUUACUGUGCCGAAAUUGUGCUUGCACUCGAUGCGAUACACCUUAUGGGCUUCGUUCACAGAGACGUUAAACCAGAUAAUAUGUUGCUAGAUAAGCACGGCCACUUGAAACUGGCUGAUUUUGGUACCUGCAUGAGAAUGGAUUCCGAUGGUCUAGUUCGGUCGGAUACCGCGGUUGGUACACCGGAUUACAUAUCACCUGAAGUUCUCCAGUCUCAAGGAGGCGAAGGUGUCUACGGGCGUGAAUGCGACUGGUGGUCCGUCGGUGUGGUCCUCUACGAGAUGCUCGUCGGCGAUACACCCUUUUAUGCAGACUCCUUGGUCGGUACCUAUUCCAAGAUUAUGGAUCAUCGGAAUUCCUUGCAUUUUCCUCAGGAAGUCGAUAUCUCCCACUCGGCCAAGAGUCUGAUAUAUGGCUUUUUGACUGACCGAACGAAACGACUGGGAAGAAAUGGUGUUGAUGAAAUAAAACGUCAUCCCUUCUUCGAGAACGAUCAGUGGACUUUUGAUAAUUUGAGAGAGUGUGUGCCACCAGUAGUACCCGAACUGACCGGUGACGAUGAUACUAGCAACUUUGAUGAUGUCGACAAGGAGGACGGUCCUGAGGAAAGUUUCCCAGUGCCAAAAGCAUUUUCAGGCAACCAUCUUCCUUUCAUUGGAUUCACUUACUCCGGAGACUAUCAACUCCUAGCAUCUGGAUUUAGUCGAGAAGCGGUAGACGGUUUGGAGAAUCAUUUGAAGAACGGAACCAGUGAUGACCCAAAGAUCGCUCAACUGGAGAGUUUACUGGAACGCGAGAGAAGGCAGGUGGAGACGAUGGAAUCGAAACAUCGCGCCUUGAACGCACAGCUGGAGAUUAUGGCCCGUAGGGAGAGCGAGUUCCGGGAAGAGGCUGGACGAGCUGAUAAGGAACUGACCAUCCUGAGGCAUAACUACAAGGAAGCGCAACGUCGUAUAGAAUCCGAAACCGAGGGUCGCAGAAAGGUUGAGAAUUCGCUUGUUGAAUUAAAAAAGAACUUAGAGGAGGAACAAAGUAGACGAGCGCGGGACGCGAAUAAUUCACAUCAAACCUCUGAGCGAAUAGUCACCCUGGAGAAACAGAUAAAGGAGAUGCAGAGUAAACUUGAGAGAGAGGCUGAAAUGGCGACAAGGUUUCGCAAACAAGCAACGGAAAUUACUGUAGCGCGUCAAGCUGCAGAGCAAUUGGCAAGCGAGCUUCAGGUUGCCAGAGCUCAGUUGCAGGCGCAGAGGGAUUCUCUACAGCAGGAUGUCGCUACUCUCCAAGGACAAUUGUCCAAAGAGAGAAGCUCCAGGUCGCAAGCGUCUUCCCUAACGGCUGAACUUGAGACGAGACUCUCUGCAUUGCACGACGAAUUGGAACGCAGUCGUGAACGCGAGGAAAAGGCGACGAUCGACAAUCGACAAUUGAAUGAACGAGUUUCUGCCCUGGAGAAGGAAGCUGCUAGCUUGACUCUUGAACUGAAAGCUGCGCAAGCCAGGUACAACCAGGAAGUCGUCGCUCAUCAAGAAACCGAAAGAUCUAGAUUACUGUCUAAGGAAGAGGCUAAUCUGGAGGUUGUUAAAGGACGACCUGGGAAAAUAUUCCAAGCAAAACUCAACGAGGAGAAAAGUAGUAGACAGCGUGCUGAACUCCUCGCCCAGGAAAAGGAACGUCAGACUUCAAUGCUCUCGGUGGACUAUCGGCAGAUCCAGCAACGCCUUCAAAAACUUGAAGGUGAACAUCGUCAGGAAGUCGAGAAGGUUAAGGUUCUGCAGGGGCAGGUAGAGCAGGAACAGCAAAAACGGAAUGUCCUCCAGAGUGAAUUGGCACAGCAGUCUUCCGAAGCUGGAAGAUUGCGAGCUCGGGAGCAGCAGCUGGUUGGCGAAGUUGCUCAGUUGCGAGAAGCCAAAAGACAAAUCGAGGAGGAACUGCAUCAUUUGAAGACUCAGAGGAGCGUCGAUUCCUUACAAACCAAGGAGCUUCAGGAGCAGUUGGAGGCUGAAGCUUACUUUUCGACUCUGUACAAAACUCAAUCUUUAGAACUUCGUGAGGAAUUGGAUGAGAAGACACGACUUCAUCAGGAAUUGGAGGAAGAGCGCAGCUCUUUGGUUCAUCAACUGCAGCUCUCGUUAGCUCGGGGUGACAGUGAAGCUUUGGCGAGGUCGAUAGCCGAGGAGACGGUAGCGGAUUUGGAGAAGGAGAGAACGAUGAAGGAACUCGAGUACAAAGACAGCGUAGCCAAACAUCAUCAGGAGCUUAAUAGCAAGGAACAGAUAAUAAAUAGAUUAAAGGAUAGCGAGGGAGAGCUGAAGAAGUCCCUGGAACAGUACCUGAAGGACAAGGAAGACCUGAAUAAGAGAGUCAAGGAGUUACAGGAACAGCUUGGCAAAGCCCAGUCGUAUGGCGAAGAGAUUGAAAAGCUCAGUAGUAAAUUAAAGACGGAACAACUUUUGAAACAACAGGCAGUCAAUAAGCUUGAGGAAAUUAUGAAUUCAAAGGACUUUACAUCCGUGGGGAAAACGAAGAAGAAGGUAUCCGCUGCGGAUCUCAGGAAGAAGGAAAAGGAUUGCCGUCGACUGCAACAAGAACUUACUCAGGAGAGAGAAAAGUACGGACAAUUGGCAGCUAAGUGGCAGAAGGAUCUACAAGAUCUGCAAGCACAACUCGUCGAGGAGAAUUCAUCGAAAUUGAAGCUACAGAUGGAGUUGGAUUCAAAAGAUUCAGAGAUUGAGACCUUGCAGAUGAAAAUUGCGUCAAUCAAUUCUGAAACAGCCAGCGUGUCUUCGGUAGAGAACGACGGCGAAGACUCGGGCCUCUCCGAGCACGGUGCCAUGAGACUGGAAGGUUGGCUGAACGUGCCGAACAAGCAGAAUAUCAAGAGGCACGGUUGGAAGAAGCAGUACGUCGUGGUUUCCUCCAAGAAGAUCAUCUUUUACAAUAGUGAAAGCGACAAGAUGAACGCCGAUCCAGUUUUGAUAUUGGACUUGAGCAAAGUCUUCCACGUACGUUCCGUCACUCAGGGAGACGUGAUUCGAGCCGACGCCAAAGAUAUUCCUAGGAUAUUUCAGUUACUCUAUGCCGGAGAGGGCGAGGCGAGGCGCCCUGGCGAUGAAGGAAACGCACUUCCGGGUUCGGAGUUAUCGCAGCUUACCGACAAACCUGGUACCCAGCCUCUCAAGGGUCACGAGUUUGUGUCUAUAACCUUUCACAUUCCUACCUCGUGUGAAGUCUGCGCGAAACAACUCUGGCACAUGUUCCGGUCGACUCCAGCCCUCGAGUGUCGAAGAUGUCACAUUAAGGUGCACAAGGAACAUCUCGAAAAGAAGGAGGAUGCGAUAGCGCCCUGCAAACUCCAUUAUGAUCCCAAUAGCGCCCGAGAACUUUUGGUGCUUGCCGGGAGUCCCGACGAUCAGAAAUAUUGGGUAUCGCGAUUGUCUAGGCGCAUCCAGAAGUGCGGAUACAAGGCAAAUUCACACGUGGAUGGCACGGGGCAGCGCGUCUCGCCAAGGGAAUCCACGAGGUCGUCGCUAAAGCCCUACUUGUCGGUUCAGCAACGUUCCGCGACCCUGCCCGCAAACGCGAGCAUGGGAAAGUGACCUUAGGUGACGUUUCUAACGACUUCCAAUAACCCUUCUCUUAAUUCACUUGCCUGCCAAUACCCUGCCAACGUCCUGUCCAUCCGUUAUUAGUACGCAUCUUCGUCUACCCGGAGAUGAUUCUUUUAAAAAUUUAUAAACUCCAAUCAGAUUCAAAUACGCUUCUAAUUUAUCACCGUUCAACGAUACUCUUGUCACGUGUAAAUAAGCCAUGCGUGUUAUAUAUCUAUACCUCGAGUGUUCAUCUGACAAUGAGAUGAUCCUGCAUCGGAGAAAGAAGAUGGCCGGAGAGUCGUCGAUGGCUUUGAUAUUAAAUGUUGAGAUUUACGGGUAAAGGUUCACGACUGCAAGAGUAUACUCCUCUCGUAAAUAUAUAAUAAAAUGCUGCUAGAAUUUUUUAAAAGGAAAACGAGAAUGGGAGUCUACGGGAACACGUGUGGUGCACGCGGUUUAGGCGCUGUCGAAUAACUCCGACUCCAGGAGGAAGUAUCGAUAUUAUUGUUAGCUAUGGAAUUGCUUGUUUCUGACUAUUGUUGCCAAAGUAAUAUAGUGAGAAAGAGAGAAAGAAAGAGGAAAGGGAUACUAAAUGAAAACUGAUUUACUACUAGCUAAUGUGCGAAUGACUAAUUUAACGAUACUUACUUUUUUUUGCCAUGAUUGCUAACCGACGAGCUGGGCACCGAUUCAAAAUGGCCGGAACGAGUACAGAAGUCCUCUCAGAGUUCCCAUGCGAUACGAAUAAUAACUCAUGCCUGCGUCAUAUAAUUUUAUAGUGGAGCUUGCGCCGAUAUUUCAAUUUGAUAUUUUCUUUUGUAUAUAAAGAGUGUGUCAGCGAGAGACUAUUACUCUGCUCGUUCUACUCGAGGGAGGAUAUUUUAUAUUCAGCAAAUAAUUAACCUCUUCGUUUAAUUCUUUGCUGACGACUCGAGAGCCCCAUUGUCCUUCCGAUUGGGUCCCGCCAUUACUAUACAUAAUUACGUUGGAAGGAAUAAAUAAUGGAGGAAGGCUCGACGCGAUAAAUGUUAGCGACUUCGGCAAGAUACUUCUUGUGUAUUUUGGUCGUGAUGAUUCUUAUGCGUAAUGUCGAAACCCAUAGUAUUAUUAUUUUUAUAUAUUUCGAGGAUUAAGUAUUUAAGGCGUCGCUACAAUUAUUAAAGAUUUAACUGAGAGGGGUCGUUUGCCCAGCUGGCCACGGAAGCUGCCAAAGUUAAUGCAAACCGAAGUAUAAUAACAAUGCGAUUAAAUAAAUCGAGAUAAUAAUGUUAAAACCAGGAUUAAAAUGAAAUGCAGAAAGUUAUAAGGGGAGAUAAAGACAAACAGGUAGGACAAUCUCGACAGUCACUGAUGGAUUAAACUAAUUGAACGGACCGGAUGCAUACAUGAUAUACACAAGUGCUAUGGAACAACGCUGCGAGUGAGCUUCAUUUGUAUAGUAGAUGUUAUUUCAAUUCGUAGAUUUAAGGACGUAUUAUAUAAUAUAAUAACAUUAUUGUAAUAUUCAGAUAAAUCGUGCAUAACUGGACAAUUAGGAUUGGACGUGUCUCGUGCAAGAACGAAUCGCUUAACUGAUCAACCGGAAGUCACGGAGUCUCCUUUUUCUCAACGUUUUUACAAUUACAACCAGCGCCUCUUUAGGGCUGUGGCGAUUCUGAUGAUUUUACCUUCGUUCUUGCACAGGCUCAUCAGAAUGGUGCUCCUUGAUCCCACAAACUGGCCUGGAGAAACUUCAAUGGAAUAUUGAUAAAGGAUCAUUAGAACAGGAAGUUCUUCUGGCCAGGACUGAUGGGAAUUUCAUCCCCGAGAUAGUGAAAAGAAAAAUAGAGGAAAUGCAAGAGAGAGAAAAUAACUCAACUACUGCCCCGUGCCUUCCCCUUUUCAAUCUCCUGUAAAUUCCAAGGAGAUGGAAAUCAUAACACAUUGAACGGAGAAAAAGAGGAAACUUGUUACAGCAUAUUUUAUUAUUCUUUAGUUAUUUACAAUCUGUAUAUUAUUAAUUAAUAUUACGAUUAAAACUAUUUUGUAGAUAA
Cephus cinctus (wheat stem sawfly) is the source of this 6404-nucleotide messenger RNA. Its product is annotated as rho-associated protein kinase 2. The record is from RefSeq and is a predicted model, not a curated record. Gene Ontology annotation, biological process: regulation of cell junction assembly; mitotic cytokinesis; cortical actin cytoskeleton organization. Bases 247 to 4377 code for a protein of 1376 amino acids. Gene Ontology annotation, molecular function: ATP binding; Rho-dependent protein serine/threonine kinase activity; small GTPase binding. NCBI's taxonomy places the organism in Eukaryota, Metazoa, Arthropoda, Insecta, Hymenoptera, Cephidae. Gene Ontology annotation, cellular component: cytoplasm; cytoskeleton. The transcript has 12 exons.